AUGGCGACCCUUCCAGCACCAUCCGCGGGAAGUACGGCACAGGCUGCCGUACAACCAGCUGAUGAGGACGAUCGCUUCGCCUCGCCGCCUGGACUAUGGCUUCCAAGAAUGGUGGUCAAGGAGCACCGCCAGAAGGCCACGAUCAUCUGGAUAGGCCUCCUGGUGGGCUUCCUGGCUUACGUUGGGUACAUCAUAUGGGAGACUGUUGAGUCUCGAAAGGACCCCGCUUCGAGCAUCGAGCUCAAGCAAGAGCACUAUACGUUCCCUGAUGUGGCGCUCUGCACCACGUUCGGGAAGGGGUGCCUCGACUACGACAACGAUUGCUUCGAGGACCUCAGUUUUACUUCUAUGUUCAACCAAACGGGUUUUCUCGACUACGACCAGAACUUCACCGACGACUUCGCGUACGUGAGCGAGCCUUUCGAGGAGGUGUAUCCCAACUGCAAGUUUGUUCCUUUGUCCAUGAUGACGGUGGACGAGACCGGAGUCAAGAACGGAAGCGUCACCUCCUUUUCGACGGCUUUCUACGUCUUGUGGGACGAAAAGGAUACCUUCUACGACCAUUCCUACUACCUCAUCAACAGGCAGUUCCUCGAUAUGUACCUCAUCCCGCCUGACUCCAGCAUAGAGUCGUUCACGAGCGCGAGCGUAGACGCCAAGGUGCCAUACUCGCGGCUGAACUUGACGACCGACACCGCCUUCGAGGCGACAAUAAACCAUAUGGUGCUGGGCGUCACGGAGUUUACGGGGAUCAACGAGAACGGCAACAAAAAGGAGAAACAGCGAUCGUUCUCCCAGGCAACGAUUACGGGUGUCGAACACUGGUGGUGGGGCGCCGAAGACUACGACAGCGUCGAAUUCGGGUUCUUCAUGGUGGAAUUGUCCAUCGGAAAGUUCGAGUUCACCUCCAUCGAGGAGGUCGAUCCUGUGGAUGGGUGGUCAAUCAUCGGGGCCAUUGGAGGAAUCUGGCAGUUCGUGGUGACCGGCUUCGGGCUGUUCUUUGUUUUCUCCGAAAAGCAAUCGCCCGACCGGAAGAUGCGCAACUUCAGAAAAUCCAUCGGGAAACCAGCCGAAUUCGCCAACAAACGCCUGUCCAUUCUCAACACCAGCUCCCGGUCAUCGAAUCAGGAUGUCGAGAUCGAUGCGUCGGAGGAAGACUUGCCCGUGGAAUGGGUCAAGAAACAGCGGCCUAACGGGAGCAUAUACUACUUCAAUGUCAUGACUGGAGCCAAGCAGACCGCGUCGCCUAACCACCUGGAUAACGCCGGUGGCUCUGCUCCGCCACCAUCCAACUCUGCAUUGGGCCGCAUUUUCCAGGGCAACCGGUCAGCACGCCCAAACAGCGGGCCAUUACCUGCAGGUUGGAUAGAGGGCACCGACGGCGACGGGAAAAAAUACUACUUGGACACGAUCAACAAGACCACUCAGUGGGAGCGACCAUUGCAACGGGAACAUUCCUCCGGCGGUCCCGACAGACGGCCACAGGCUGUCGACGCACCGAUGUCACAGUCACGCCGGUAUUCGCACGCUUCCUCGGACAAUUCUCACCACUCCGCUUCAUCCCAGGCUCCCCACCACCGUCCCAGCUUGGCUGCUGCUAGUGCUGCAUCUGGCGUUGAGGGCAAUCCUCCUGCUGGCGGCGCGCCGGCGCCCUCGCGGGGUGCUAUUCCCGCCGCGCCUUCAUACCGCACGGCGGUGUACCUGUCCAACAGGUCGUCAACGGCAGCGGCAUCCGAGGGUGGAGGCACAACGCACCCGCAGCAGCAGUGGCCGGCUCCUGCUGGAACCACGUCGACGGACUCGAGGGCUGGAGCUCGCAGUGCUGCCUCCCACGUUGACGCGCCUCUCCCUCAGAACUGGAGCAAGCGUACCGCGCCCGACAACAGGACAUACUACGUCAACAGCGUCACCAAAAAGACUCAGUGGGAGGCUCCCCUUUACUAAUUCCCGCACCGGUCGACUUGGCGUGAGAUCACCUAGGAGGCAUGUGCCACGGUUCCGGCGACCUCUGCGUCCCCACAAAGCUGCCUCUCGCGGGGACAUCAGAUUCAACGCGUCCGCCGUCUAUAAGCAGCGACAGGUGCCGUUUCGUACCGUUAGAUUUCCGUCGUUUUUUUUCGGCGUCUUCGAUGGGAGCGGGAUGCAGGAAGCUUGCAUCACUACCGCGUUUGUAGGGUACCACCCCCAGAAGUGACUGGAGGAAUGCUGCCAUACGUCUGCGCUCCAUUGAUGGCUGUACUAUUUCGAACGAAGACGUGCCCGCUGCCGAGCCUCCUCGCCUGC
Ectocarpus siliculosus is the source of this 2283-nucleotide messenger RNA. Lineage: Eukaryota; Phaeophyceae; Ectocarpales; Ectocarpaceae. The record is from the annotation of a GenBank genome assembly.